CCAUCGAGCUUCGCACCACCGCGGUGCAGACACACCCGCUCCCAGUCCCAUCCGCUCACGCUCUGUCUCCUCACGCCUCACUUCCGCCGGCGACGGCUCAUAGUGCGCCUGCGCAGACGGCGUUUCUCUCUCGGGGCCGGCGCCAGGCAGGAGGAUGGCUAAGCGCACCAAGAAGGUUGGGAUCGUGGGGAAGUACGGCACUCGGUAUGGUGCGUCCCUGAGGAAAAUGGUGAAGAAAAUCGAAAUUAGCCAGCAUGCCAAGUAUACCUGCUCCUUCUGUGGCAAGACCAAAAUGAAGAGGAAGGCUGUGGGUAUCUGGCACUGUGGAUCAUGCAUGAAGACAGUUGCUGGUGGUGCCUGGACUUACAAUACCACCUCUGCAGUGACAGUCAAAUCUGCCAUCAGAAGACUGAAGGAAUUGAAAGACCAGUAGAAGCUACUUCCUGUCCUCAUUGUGAAGCAUCCUUUUUUUCCCCUACUGUCAAGAUCUGUCCUUUCAUCAAUAAAAAGGUGAUAAUGGAGUGGAA
Molecule: messenger RNA, 527 nt
Organism: Falco peregrinus (peregrine falcon)
Lineage: Eukaryota; Metazoa; Chordata; Aves; Falconiformes; Falconidae
Gene: RPL37A
Product: ribosomal protein L37a
Exons: 4
Coding region: 155-433 (92 amino acids)
Biological process (GO): translation
Cellular component (GO): ribosome
Molecular function (GO): structural constituent of ribosome
Source: RefSeq, a predicted model, not a curated record